Molecule: messenger RNA, 393 nt
Organism: Paracoccidioides brasiliensis Pb18
Exons: 1
Coding region: 1-393 (130 amino acids)
Source: RefSeq, a predicted model, not a curated record
AUGGGACAUCUUAACAGCGUACGCUAUACCGCAGCAACAAGCAGCGCAGCAGCCGUCAUUCGGCCGCGGCCCAACUACUGUCAACUACCGGGCAACUACACCAUACUAGUCGAGUCUACCCUACGCUCUUUUGUCUCCUCUGAGUCUCCUCUCGGCAGUGCGCAGACGCUAAAACCCAGUUCUGGGAUGUGCUCAACUGGGGCCCCCGGGCAGUUUGGUUGGAUCGUUAGACUGGUGGAAUGGGGGGGCGGAGGUGUGGGUGGAUGGGUGAUUGGCCUGGACAAUCUGGACAAGGGAUGCAUUAAAGUCCGCAUCAUUCAAUCCACACAAUCCUUAGUUACAUCUCUUAUAUCACAAAUACGAGAAAAUGAGGUCUGCAAUUACACCCUGUGA